UCUCCAGCGCUAGAUUCAAACAGCUGAGGAGAGAAGACACUGAGCAGCAGAAGCAUUCAGCCGAUUUCAGAAAGCGGUUCAGAAAGCAUCUCUACUUUUUUUAACACUCAAGCUACAUUGGAACGGAACUUUUGGAAGUACAUCUUCUUCGUUGGUGUCAUCUGUUGCAGCGUUUGAAAAGAACAAAAGAAAAAUGACAAGCGGUAAAGUCAUCGUCUUGGUGGUGCUCCUGGCCUUUGUGGCUUUCAGUGAAGGGAUGAGUCUGAGAAGCCUGGGAGUGGAGCAGCACUGCCGCUGCAUCCGGACGGAGAGCAAAGCCAUCGGCCGCCACAUUGAGAAGGUGGAGCUGAUCCCGGCCAACUCCCACUGCGACGACACCGAGAUCAUUGCCACUCUGAAAAAGACGGGCCAAGAGGUUUGCCUGGACCCCGAAGCUCCCUGGGUGAAGAGAGUGAUCGCGAGGAUCCUGGCCAACAAAAGACACUGAGCGGACUGGCAGAGGCGUGUUUCAUGAGUCUGGGCCGCCGCAAAGGACAUAUGAAAAGUGCCAAAGUGUUUUAACACGAGUAGCGAGAAGCUGAAUGUUCAGUAUGUUUGUAUCAAACGCCUUAUUCCUUCACGAGCCUCGGCUUGUUUGUGUGUGACACUCAUGCGUAGCCAUUGCUUCUGUGAGGCCACUUGGCUGCUCCUGUAGAUUGUAAACAGCAUGAGUGCCGUCUUCUACAGAACUGAGGUGUUAUUGUAUAUGUUAUAAUAAUUAUUUAUGUCACGUUAAUGUAUUAUGUUAAGGUUUUGUUCAGUUGUGUGAAUAAAAUUGAAU
Molecule: messenger RNA, 820 nt
Organism: Pungitius pungitius (ninespine stickleback)
Lineage: Eukaryota; Metazoa; Chordata; Actinopteri; Perciformes; Gasterosteidae
Gene: cxcl8a
Product: chemokine (C-X-C motif) ligand 8a
Exons: 4
Coding region: 194-487 (97 amino acids)
Biological process (GO): defense response; chemotaxis; immune response
Cellular component (GO): extracellular region
Molecular function (GO): chemokine activity
Source: RefSeq, a predicted model, not a curated record